Molecule: messenger RNA, 1679 nt
Organism: Oppia nitens
Lineage: Eukaryota; Metazoa; Arthropoda; Arachnida; Sarcoptiformes; Oppiidae
Product: protein O-glucosyltransferase 2-like
Exons: 4
Coding region: 132-1658 (508 amino acids)
Cellular component (GO): endomembrane system
Molecular function (GO): glucosyltransferase activity
Source: RefSeq, a predicted model, not a curated record
UAUUGAUUGAUUGAUAUAACAAUACUAGUAAUCACAUAUCACUUGUAUGUAACAAAUGAAUUGAUUUUGCGGUUCAUAUAAAUCAUAUCAUAUAUGCGUUUUCAAGAAGUUGUGUUUUCAAUUGUUCCCCAAUGUUGUGGACAAUAGUUUUAUCGGUGUCUGUUGUUGUCGCUAUCAAAGUGGCAACUUGUGAACCGCUGCCGAUCGAGAUUACUGGCCUCGGAUGGCAUUCACCGCAAGCAAUAUUCCCGUCCCGCUAUUUCUUUGUCUGGAACAAACCGGUUUCGGCUGUGGUAAUCACUUCGCCGGCCGACGACAGGGCGUGUCGUGUUUGGCAACAAGUGUUCAAUGAGACCAACUUUGCCGACAAAUUGGUGACAAUAGUACGCUAUAAACUUGUCGGCGAUGUUUGUCGCGGCGGUAUUCAAAUCGAUGUCUAUGGCAACGAUCAAAGUAGUUCACAACCAAUGGCUCGACGAGUGGUAACAGAAGAUAUCUGGAGUGAGAAGUGUGUCUGCAGAAGACAUGAUUGGCCACAGCUUAUGAAAUGUCGCGAAAUGAGUCAACAAUUUAAACAAAUAGACAGUGAUUUGAGUAUAUUCAAUACAAGUGAUGGCAUCGACUUUGACAAAGUAUUAGAUGAAAUGAAGUCAAGAUUUGCAGAACACCGGAGAUCUUAUUCAUUCUGUCACUAUCAGGUCAUUAACAAUCAGGCUUACAAACACUGUUAUGGAGAGUACAUAGGAUUUGCACAAUUCUGGGAUGAAAUGUUGCGAUCAUUGCUAUCGAAAACCUAUAUUCCCGACAUAGAGUUUGUGGCCAAUCUGGGCGAUUGGCCGCUCAGCGACAAACGCACCAAACCGCCAUUGCCAGUGAUGUCGUGGUGUGGAUCCACCGAUUCCAACGACAUUGUAUUACCCACUUAUGAAUUGACUGAAUCAACGCUUCAGAUGCAGGGAAGGGUUACUCUCGAUGUACUUUCUGUGUUUGGCAAACAAUCGGUCAAAUUUGACGACAAAAAAGAAAUGCUGUUCUGGAGGGGUCGCGACUCCAAUGAGAAUCGUCUGAAAUUGAUUCGGUUGAGCAAAAACCAUACGUCACUUAUCAAUGCCUCGUUGACCAACUUUUUCUUCUUUCGGGACCAAAUGGACGAAUUGGGUCCAAAGUCGCCGUAUGUAUCUUUCUUCGACUUUUUCCAAUACAAAUAUCAGCUGAACAUUGACGGCACUGUCGCUGCCUAUCGACUGCCAUACCUGUUGGCCGGCAAUUCGGUUGUCUUAAAGCAAGAAUCAAAGUACUAUGAAUUCUUCUAUCAUCUCUUGAAACCUGAUGUCCAUUACAUUGCCGUUGAUAAAGAACUUAAUAAUUUGGUCGAUAAUAUCGACCAUUUAAUUAAAUUAAAUGAUAGCAAUAACGGUAGCAAUAAUUUAUGGCAAUUGAUAACUGAGUCGCGACAGCUUGUAUUGGACAACCUGUUGCCGCAACACAUCUACUGUUAUCACAUGAAUUUCAUCGAUAGAUACUCUUCUCUACUUAAAAACAAAAUUGUUUUGAGACCUGAAAUGACUAAAGUGUUUGUUGACAGCGAUACUGAUUGUCAUUGCGAUGAUCAACAACAACAACAAGCGGAUCAACUGAGAGAUAGACAAGAAUUAUGAUAAAUAUAUUAUCAUAAUAUA